UUUAGUUAGGGUUAAGAAGAACUAUAGCUACUGCUUUGGUUAGGGAUUAUAGUCGAGGAAGAAGAACACAACGUAGAGAGUAUUGGGAGAAUGGGAAGAAACGGAGGUGGAAGGUCUCUGCAACAAGCCCUCCGUCGCCGUAUUGAGACCUGCAAGUCCAAGUACUCCACUGCCGAGGAAAUCGCCAACCAUCUCCGUUCAACUUACCCCGAUUACCACCGCACCAAACACCAAACCCUAAUUCGAUUUGUCCAGGAAGCGGUUCAUUCCACCGCUAAGCUGAAUCACACUCCCACGCCCAAGUAUUCGGAUGGUGACGAUGACGACAACAUAGAAUCCCGAAGCGCGUCUCGAAAGCGUAGGAAGAAAAUCGACGAGGGUGAAGAGAAGCUGAAGAAGAUGGAAGCGUUACACGUGCGAAGGAGGGUGCCGAAUCCUUCCUCGUCGUCCUCUGCUUCUUCGGAGAGUGAUGACGAGGAAACGGUGUCGACUUCGGAGGACGCAAUUUACGGGGAAAAGGUGGAACCUCAGUUUGAUUUGAUGAAGGAAAUGCUGAGGAAGUCAUAUACGCCGAAGAAGAAGGCGGCGGCGGAGGAAAAAAACGUUGAAAUGGAGAUGAGUAGUAGACCUAAAGACACUGUUCUGAAUGAGGCGACUGAGGUGAGGAAGCAAUCUAUGCGUUCGGUUUCAAACGGUGGUGAGGUUUCAAAUGGUGAGGUGAAGAGGAAGGAUGGGCCGAGAUUUAAGGAUUUGGGUGGGAUGAAGGAAGUUUUGGAGGAACUGAAGAUGGAAGUGAUUGUACCUUUGUUUCAUCCCCAAAUUCCUAGACAGUUAGGAGUGAAGCCAAUGGCUGGAAUUUUGUUGCAUGGUCCACCUGGAUGUGGGAAGACCCGACUUGCUCAUGCUAUAGCUAAUGAGACUGGUCUUCCUUUCUAUAAGAUUUCAGCUACUGAGGUUGUCUCUGGAGUCUCAGGUGCAUCUGAAGAAAAUAUUAGAGAACUAUUUGCUAAAGCUUACCGAAGUGCACCUUCAAUUGUCUUUAUUGAUGAGAUUGAUGCAAUUGCAUCUAAAAGAGAGAAUUUGCAACGGGAGAUGGAGAAGCGAAUUGUGACGCAAUUAUUGACUUGCAUGGAUCAAUCAAAUAGGCUCCUUCAACCAGAUGAUUCAGAGAGCGCUGGCUAUGUUCUUGUAAUAGGAGCUACAAAUAGGCCUGAUGCCAUUGACCCUGCCUUGAGAAGGCCAGGUCGAUUUGAUCGUGAAAUUAUCAUUUGCCAUCCUGAUGAAUCUGCUAGGGAGGAGAUCCUAUCUGUUCUUACUUCCAAUCUUAGACUUGAGGGUUUAUUUGAUCUACAGAGAAUAGCCAGGGCUACAUCAGGAUUUGUUGGUGCUGAUUUGGCUGCUCUGGUUGAUAAAGCUGGUAAUCUGGCAAUGAAGAGAAUAAUUGACGAAAGGAGACGUGAAUUAUCUCAAGAACUCAGGAGUGAGCAUGAAGACUGGUGGAGGGAACCUUGGUCCAGUGAAGAAAUAGAUAAGCUUGCCAUCAAAAUGUCUGAUUUUGAGGAAGCAUCAAAGAAGAUACAACCUUCAUUAAGAAGGGAAGGAUUCUCCAUGAUUCCCGAUGUAAAAUGGGAAGAUGUUGGCGGCCUUGACAUGUUAAGAAAGGAGUUUGAACGGUAUAUUGUAAGACGCAUAAAAUAUCCUGAAGAUUAUGAGAGGCUUGGGGUUGAUCUGGAGACUGGAUUUUUGCUUUACGGACCUCCGGGUUGUGGUAAAACGCUGAUUGCCAAGGCGGUUGCUAGUGAGGCAGGAGCUAGUUUUAUACAUAUUAAGGGUCCCGAACUUUUAAAUAAAUAUGUUGGAGAGAGUGAACUCGCAGUUCGAACAUUGUUUAGCCGUGCAAGGACAUGUGCACCAUGUAUACUCUUCUUUGAUGAGGUUGAUGCUUUGACAACAAAACGUGGUAAGGAAGGUGGCUGGGUUAUUGAACGACUGUUGAACCAGUUGCUUAUUGAGUUGGAUGGCGCAGGGCAUCGGCGUGGUGUUUUCGUGAUUGGUGCCACAAAUAGGCCUGAGGUGAUGGAUCGUGCUCUCUUACGGCCGGGUAGAUUUGGUAAACUUCUUUACGUUCCACUCCCCGACCUUGAUGAGCGAGUUUUGAUAUUGAAAGCUCUUGCAAGGACUAAGGCAAUUGAUGCCGAUGUAGAUUUGAGUGUGAUUGCAAGAAUGAAAGGUUGUGAAAAUCUAAGCGGAGCUGAUCUUGCUGCACUGAUUAAUGAAGCAGCAAUGGCUGCUGUUGAAGAGAAAGAUACAACUAUUAAGAGUAUUCAUUUUGAGAUGGCACUAAGUAAAGUCUCGCCCUCAGUAUCUGACCGGCAAAAGCAGUACUAUCAGCACUUGUCGGAGAGCUUUAAAGUAGCUUUAAAGUAGAGCGAACAACAUGGCAUGGCUAUACAUUAUGUCUGUUCGAAAUAUUUUUGUAAGCAAUGUUAGUAUUCAAUCUGAGAAUGUAAUUGUUGAAAGGCGAAAUGGAAUAUCGAUUUAAGAAAUGUGAAAUGUUUGAAGUAUUCAGUUACUUAUGCUAUUCUUUAUUAUGUGGAAA
This is a messenger RNA of Vigna unguiculata (cowpea), 2599 nucleotides long. It is a transcript of the gene CDC48C, whose product is annotated as cell division cycle 48C. NCBI's taxonomy places the organism in Eukaryota, Viridiplantae, Streptophyta, Magnoliopsida, Fabales, Fabaceae. The record is from RefSeq and is a predicted model, not a curated record. Gene Ontology annotation, molecular function: ATP hydrolysis activity; ATP binding.